Dovyalis caffra is the source of this 2103-nucleotide messenger RNA. The record is from the annotation of a GenBank genome assembly. Lineage: Eukaryota; Viridiplantae; Streptophyta; Magnoliopsida; Malpighiales; Salicaceae.
AUGUUGAGCCGGGAACAGAGAAGGAGUCCCCGAAUAGUGGAACUAAAUACUCGGAAAGAAGAGAAAGAAAAGAGCCAUAUUAAGGGCAAAGAAACACUCGAGCUAUCAAGCAAGCGAGAUUUGGAACAAGAAAGUUCUUAUGCAAAGUCGACAAGAAAAAAGGUGAAGAUCAGACUUGUGAAAGAUCUGGUCAUUGAUGCAAUUGAAAAUCAAGUUGAGGAGGCUGGUUCCUUUAAAGGAGAAGAUCAUGAAACUGCUGUCAUUAAAGAACCAAUGGAUUUUGGCACCAUUCUUGAGAAACUUAAUGGAGGAUGCUAUAAAUCAUUGGAAGACUUUGAGCGUGAUGUAUUUCUGGUUGCGGACAAUGCAAUGCUUUUCAAUGCUUCAAAUACCAUCUACUACAGGCAGGCAUGUCCUCGUAUUGUUAUUGCUCGUGCUAUCAAAGAACUAGCCCAGAAGCUAUUCCAUGCUCUAAAAACUGAUCCUGAGAAUUUUGAAACGAAGUUUUCUGUGAGAAAACUAGGAUCUGGUAUAAGGACAAAGGCUGAAGGGAAAUUGCUGAAUUCUAACUCGUCCAAGACAAUUGAAUUUGAGACAACAUCAAAGGGCUGCAAAGACAAAGAUAAAUCUGGAUACAUGGAAGUACAACGGCAACAUACCUACAAACCUUGGACUACUUUUCUCAAAGAGAAUGAAUUAGUGGCCUCCAUGGUUUAUAAUGACUCAAAAGCACUCGAGAUGGAUGUAAAUAAUCCUAUCAAUUAUCGUGAGAGCUUCAAACAAUUUACAGAAAAUUUGGGGCCAACAGCUAACAUGGUUGUGCAUGGAAUGGCAAGGAGAUGCUUUCCUGAAGAUGUCAUGAUUUCUGACAAAAAUUCGAACCAGCAGCUCCAACAUCCAAUUCCUUAUGGAGAAACAUCUUCAAACUUGAUGCAACAUGCUUUAAAUAUAGAGCAAACAGCCGAGGCAGGUUCUUCACAGUUAAGGAACCCGUCAUUUUCAUCAUGGUCUGACAAAGGUACAACAGAGGGGCUGAGUAGAAAUCAAUCUGUGGGGAACAUGGAUUCACUUUUUGGACAGGGAGUUCAUCAUGUUGAAACUUUGGGUAACAAGGAACACCCAAGCUAUGGAAACAAUUUGGAGCGAGACCGAAUCUUGAAUUUAUCUAAGGCUUUAGGGUUGGGGUCACAACCCAGAUUUAAUGGAUGGGUCGAGCAAAAAUCAAGAGCAGAAGGAACCAAUUCACUCGGUCAAGCUGGGCCCUCAUAUCAGCAAAGCAGGGCCACUAAUCCUGGCAGGGAAUUGUGUGAGAUUCCAGGUACUACCGAUUGGGAAGGGGCAUGGGAUAAAGGCAAUUUAGAUCAGGGAAAAAUACCUACUUGGUUUCAGCCAGUAGAGUUGGGGUCACAAGCAAUGGUUGAUGGUCGCUUCCAGCAACAAUCGAAGUCAUCUAGUGACUGGCUCCAGGAGAAAUCAAGAUUAAACGGACACAAAUUGUCAGGUCGGGCUGGGCCCUCACAUCAGCAAAGUUGGGCAAAUAAACCUGCUUCUGGUGGGGGAUUAUACCAUAUUCAAGGCACUGCUAAUAAGGGACACCUGAGAUAUGGAACCAAUUCAAAUCAGGAAGAUCGAUUAUCUAAAUUGAUUAAACCGGUGGAGUUGCGGCCACGAACAAUGGUAGAUAGUUGCUUCCAUCAACAGUCAAAGUUGGCUGAUGGUGGACUCCAACAGAGAUCAAGAUACAAUGGAGCAGAUUUAUCAGGUCAAGAUGUGCUUUCCCAUCAUCCAAACCGGGCAAUUAAUCUUACUUCUGGUGGGGGAUUGUAUCAGUCACAACCUAUUGUUGAUAGUCACUUCCAGCAACAUUCAAAGUCAUCUGAAGUGAACUCAUCAGAUCAAACUGGAACAUCAAGAGGACAACAAAAGCAUGGCUGGAAUAUCACUCCCUCUGAUAGAGAGGGUAUGAAAGCAUCAAUUGCAUACAACUUUGAGAUGUGCAAAACUCCCUGGCAAGGGGAGUUAAGCAUUGGAGCUCCUCCAAGCCAUGGUGAAAAGCAACCUUUUCCAGAUGCUAACUUGCUUAAAUGGCUUCUUGAGAAUUGA